Molecule: messenger RNA, 9103 nt
Organism: Cygnus atratus (black swan)
Lineage: Eukaryota; Metazoa; Chordata; Aves; Anseriformes; Anatidae
Gene: PCARE
Product: photoreceptor cilium actin regulator
Exons: 3
Coding region: 2748-6629 (1293 amino acids)
Biological process (GO): photoreceptor cell outer segment organization; protein localization to photoreceptor outer segment
Cellular component (GO): photoreceptor outer segment; photoreceptor inner segment
Source: RefSeq, a predicted model, not a curated record
GCCCCGCCGAGCCGACAAUGCGCAGUGGCAGCGGCGGGGCCUGCCAGGGCUUGUCCGCGGGCGGGAGGCGAGGCGCGGAGACGGGCAGUGGGGAGCCUCCCGGGUCCCCGCCUGAGGCGCUGGCAGGGGUGAUUCAGAUGUUAAUACAUGGCCUGAAAAUAACUAGGAAAAAAAAAAAGCGACAUGACGCUAAAAAAAAAAGGAAAAAGUGAAGAAAAAGACCUUUCCAAAAACAACAACCCACAUGAGGCUAAUUCCCAGUAGAGAUGAUGGAACUGUUGGAGCUGCUCUUCAAAGUCACAAGAGUACUUUAUACAACAAAUACUCAGCAAGCUAUGUAAAGAGGUCUCUCAACUCACUGGAAACAGAAGAGAUAUACUAAAGCUAGUUGAUUGAUCUAUUGUGAUUUCCUUGACUUAUUGUGGAGGGCUACAACGUUCUGACCUUUAGGAUCACUAGGAUGAAGCAGCUGCCUACAGCUGCCCCGUUUCUCCAUUCUGAACACAUUAGAUAUGUGCCUAAAAGGGAAUGCAAGCGAUCUGGGACUACUGUGUACAAACCACAUCAUGCUGGGAUGCAGAAGCAGCUGGAGCGUGAGCUACAUGACUUGCAAGAAGCGGAGUCAAGAAGUAAUUACCUGAUGUUUUCCAGAAAAGCUUACAGGGAAAUGACCAUGACAUCACAUACAUUAAGUACAAUUUAUGUGUUCCAGAAAAAAUACUGUAGAGAAAACAGAUAGGAUUUUAAAAAUUUUCUUUGGAGUCACUGGCAUGCCUUCUCCCUUGUAAAUCAAGGUAAGUUUGCUGCUCAUGUUGAACAGAACAAAUGAAAACAGCAAGGCUACAGAGAAUAAUGACUUUCCAUGAAGACAUUCUGCUACUACAGUCCAGCUCCAACAAAUGAAUCAUGUAAGCAGGUCAUUCAAGUCUGAAAACAUUUUAUAGGCUUGGCAGCAUAAAAAGAUUUUGGGGAACUGGAUGAGAUACCUGCAAUCACAGAGAAAUCACAUUGCUAGAGAGAAGUAGUAGGCUUCUCUCCAGUGUUAAGAUAGCCACUGUUUUCUGUAACCUUUUCUGACACUGAGAAACAGAUACCUUCAGUAGAAAAGCUACAUCUGGAAAACAAAAGGUGAACCCAUCCAAUGUGAGUAACGAAGAGGGAACUUGGUGGCAAUUGCUAUUGUCAUCCCCAUCCACAUACUGCCCUUCAUAAAUAAAUACUUGGAAAAUAUAAGUAUCUUCUGCUUCAUCACAGUAUUCCAUUUCCUGCUUUGAGUUCUUUAAUUUCUCUUUCAGACUGGGAUUAUUCUGGGGUUUGUUUUCCCAAGUAAGAGAAAUAGCAAGUGAUAACAGAAAUAAUGAAAGGAACAAUUCUUUCAUGGCCGUAGAAGUGGUUUGAAGAACUUUUUGGUUUUGUUCUUUAGAAAUGGGUCUAUUUUUUUUUAGCUUUUUUUCCUUAGAGUUUUAACACUUGAAGUCUUGCCAUCAAGAGAACUAGGCCCUGGCAGAUGACAAUGAAAUAAAGGCAAGCAAGUCACUUUUCUGACUGCAAAGAACAUGUUAACACUUUAUCCCAAGAAACUCAGAAAGGAAAACCCUUUUUUUUGUUAUUUUGAGAUUUGUUAUCUUAUAGGAAACUGGAUGAUUUUUUGUGGCCCUAACCCAUAUUUUUGAAAGUCUAAAGUCGUCCAUUCAGCCUGUGAUUUGACUUCUUUCCCAAAUUAAGACAGGUGAACUGAACGCUGAGCACUGUGGAAAGUUUAACUAACAGCAUUUACAAUGACAACAAGAUAGUAGGUUUUUUUUGUUUGUUUUUCUUUUUUUUUUUUUAAUACUGAAAUUCUACAGUUUAGAUGCACUAGAGGUAGACACCGUCUUAACCACAUAUGCAAAACUUAUCCUUGAAAGUUCAGCUUUCAAGUUGGGAAGCUAUCUGAAGAGAAAAAUACCUUCCAAGAAUGAUCAUCUGAUGGGGAAAAAAUCAAAAUCAUCUUUGGAAAUCUUAGAAGGACUUAGAAGUAAACAGCUUGUCACUUGCAAGUAGGGGAAAAUUGAUGAAGACCAUCAAGGCAGAAGCACAACGAGUAUCUCUAACCCAUUUGAUUCCAUGUCUUAUAUUCUCCAGCUGGUACACACUCCGUCAAGAUCACCUUUUCCUUGGUUAAGCAGUACUGAGUGGUAUUCACACACCUGUUCAAGUAGCUCCCCUUCAAAAAGGCUUCAAAAUACAGUCUCUUUCUUUAGAUCUCUACAUUCAAUUACGUUACGGUUUUGCAACAAGGGAAAAAAGGAGGGGCAGGUACCAAGUCCUCUUGCCUCCCAAUAUAGCACAGAAAAAAAAUCUUCAACAUGGGUGCUGACUGGCUGGUGCCUGCUUACCGUAAUGAGCUUAAAGUCUUAUUUGUAGUGGACAUCUGUCAAUACAGAAGUGAGGCAUUCAGGUCCUCUUAAUCCAUUAGCUCUAAAUCCAGCAGAGCUUUCACACUCCUUUUUUGAAUCAAAGAAGAAAACCUGAGUGGAAACAUACAAUGGAACAGCACAGCUUCAAGACCAGAUCCUGGACAGUAAGCACGUGAAAUUUCAAGGCAAACAAUAAGGAAAGACAGCAAAACUGGAAUUGUGAUGGAAAACUUGUGAGGAAAAGGACAGUCUGCAGUUCAGGAUGAGAAAGUGAGUUUAAUUCUUUGUUUUAUUUUCCCUGGUUCAUCUGGAUUUUUAAUCAGAAAUACAGUCAAAGACAGAGAAAGGAUGGGCUGCACACCAUCUCACAGCGAGAUUGUUAAUACUCUUGCAAGAAAUGGUUUUAAGGCUUUGAAUAAACCUAAAGGUAUUUUGCGUAUUGAUCCAGCAGAUAAAGGAAUCCCACUGCUAGUUAAAGGUUCAUCUUGCUACAAUAUUGAUGAAUUCUACCAAUACAAAAUUCAGAGGAACAGCUGCCUGAGAGAAACUGAGGAGAAACUGUCCGAGCAGGACAAAAGUGAUUAUUUGCAGUUUUCUUCCAAAUCUCAUUCAGAUCCUCACAUUUCCAGGGAAGACAACAUAAUUGAGAAAAAAGCCACAGAGGCUGAAGUUAUGUCCAAAUUCAUUGAGUCUCAAAAACACAUCAUUGAGGCUGUACAGAUCAGAAAGCAAAGCUCUUGUGAAUCAGAAGCAUCAGCUUCCAUUUGUGAUAAUAAGAAUGAAAGCAAUACCAAGCAAAUCCUAAAGAAAGGAAGGAAGCCAAAAAGUCAUAAAUUAGCUAAGCAAGGUCGACCUAGCAAAAUUAAAAAAAAAUCAAUUUUGUCCCCAUGCGAGAUAGAGAAAAAGGUAGAUUUCCCAGAACUGCUUGUUAAGGCUCAUCAGAAUGCAUAUGCCUACUUAAAUCCAAACCUCUCCAAGUAUGAAGCUAUACUUCAUAUGGCCAACCAGGCUGCCCAAACUCAGCUCUUCCUACAACAGAUGGUAAGCUUCCUCAUGCUUCGCUUUGAUGAAAUCAACCAGCUCUUGGAAGAAAUUGCUAAUGAUGGGGAAAAUCUUCUCAAAGAUGCGGGUAGAUAUCUGGCAUGGCCAUCAGGAAAAGAUGAUUUGAAGGAGCACCCUGAUCUUCUGCAACAACUACUUCAGUACACAAUCAAUAAAAUGCAGUUAGUGAGUGGAACACUGGCCUCUGUCACCUCCGACGCCCUGCAGGAAACCUGCAGCUACCUGCAGUCUGCUGCAAGCAACUUGGAAGGAAAACUGAAAGCAAAGCAGAGCUAUGAUGAGCGCCUGUUUCGGGCGGUAAGGCUGCUUGAAGCCUCAAGCAUGGGAAGCUCUCAGUCCCAUGGUGAUGAUAGGACUCUCUAUUCUGAGGAUAGUGGCAUUGGCGUGGACAGUGAGUCCCUCAAAGACUUCAGUCCUUUCAGCCAGCUUGGAGCACAAGCAAGCUGUGAGUCCUGUGCACAUGGCCUUAUGUCCCAAAACCACACCAGAACAAUGGAGCACAUGCAUAAUGGAGCAAUGUCACCAGGCACAGCCACAUCCCAUGGCUGUGCACUUGAAUGGCAUUUUAAAGAUACAUUUUAUUCAUCUCUAUGGAGCAGAGAAGAAACUUCUUGUCAGGGUGAAGUACCAGAAGGUAUUUCCGCCGCGGCAAAAUAUGCAAACCUGAGCAAAAGCCACUCCAGUAACUCCUUCCAGUCUGAUUCUACUCAGGAAGGUGAACAUUUUGAAUCAACAGAUUUUCCUUCAGAUGAUGAUGAAGGGAGCACCCUGGGGGAGGAUGAUGACAAUACAAGUUUAUCAGAAAUGGGUAAGGAUGCCCUGCCAAAGAGGCCCCAGUCUUCACCUGCAGUCACUGAUAACACACAAAGACAGUUGUCCACCAAAAGGACAGAGAAUGCGGAGACAGAGGAAAUGAUUCUGAAGAUGAAAGAUGCCAUCAGUGAAAAAAUCAAGUUUGUCCCAGCUAAAUCUGGGUGUAAAGAAUGGGUGGAGGAUGAGAGCGGAACAGCAAUCCUAACAGCAAGGCCCAGUACAGCAAUGGGAAGGCAGAAGGCCUCUGGGAAACAACGACGGUCCAGAUCGGAGGAGUCCCUCAGAAGCCAGGCAGAGGACCCAACCCUCCUAGAGCUUCAGAGAACUCAAAAGGAGCUCAGCAAAAGGCUAGAAAUGUUUUAUGGAAAGAUGGAUACAGAUAACAACCAAGAGCCUCGGAAACUGAGAAAAACACGUUACUUGCAGGAUGAGCAAAUUACAUCUAGGUCCUCUAGCAAACUUAAGGCAUGCCUCUCAAAAAAUUUCAGCAUCCUGCCUAACCAGGAUAAAGUCCCUUUGUACAUGGUUGAUCAAAAUCCUGCCAAUCAGCUGGAUGAAAAGAGAUGCAAGAAGCCUGUCAGAGCUACUGUGCCCACCCAGGAGACAUCGGGGAGCAAAGACGACAAGACUUCUGGAACACAAAUACUCAGUGGCAGCAGUUGUGCCCCCCGCCAAUCUGUCAAAAAGCUCAUUGAAACAUUCAGUCCGACUGAUGAUCUUGAAAAAGCCACACCUUUAAGAUCUUUAGGGCCAAUUAAGUGCAUCAGAAAAUUUGGACUUCCAGUCAUCCCACCCUCCAUUCCAUUUCAGAGAGGGUUGGUGCCUUUAAAUAUUAAGCAUCGUAUUUCACCAGUAGAAGACACAAGCCUUUCAAACACCAGUGGAGUUUGUUCUAACUUUCCAAAUGCCUUUCCUCCUGUACCAGCUGCAGAAUUAAAUGCAGAAACUGAUGUAGACACUGAGAACCUGCCACCACCACCCCCUGAAAUGUUAAUGGACACUUCUGAAUUCUCUGAGCCUGAAGAAACAGCAAGAAUAGGAGAAAACUCUUUGGAAGAUGCCAAAAAGCCUGCCAAAACAGAAUUUCAUGCUACUAAGAGAGCACAAGUUUCCCCGAAAAUGAAAGCCUCCCUCCAGUCCAUUGACUUAUUACCAAGUAAAAGCAUCAGCCCCAGCGCAGUUGCUAACAAAGUUUCAAGGAAUAGCGGACCCAGGGACGAGAAACUGCAGAUAUACUCUCUGGAGCUGAACCCUACCAACAUGCACAUCCCUAGCCAGGAGGAGAUAUUAGCAACCCAGAGAAAAGAAGCUGCAGAUUUGUACAAGCAAACACAUAAAAUUAUUCCUCUUCAAAAUCCCAGUGGGGUUUCAAAACCAUAUGACAGUAGCUCAGAGAGCAAAGAGCCCAAUUCACCUGCUACUUCAGUGCCAUAUCAGAAGCAUGGUUCUCCCGACUCACUGAGGAGAAAUGAAAAAUGUUCAUCAUUCAACAGGAGGGUCUCCCCAGCAAGAACGCCCCCUUCUUCUCCACCAACUGAGAAACAGCUUUUCAGCCCUCCAGUACACCACAGACGUGCUCUGCAGGCUUUAAGCAGCCAGCAGCUGAGCUCACCCACCAUGCAGAGGAAACCCAGUCCCCCUGCCAGCCCCAGGGCGCCCAGCCCACCCCGGGGGCCCAGCCCACCCCUACAGAAGAAGCUGCCCUCUCCACCAGCCCAGCGGAAACUGCUCAGCCCUCCUGCGGAGCACAAGCAAAGUUCACCAACACCACACCGGCUGCCAGGCUCCCCAGUCUACCGCCGAGAAGCAAGCCCCAUUCCAUUCCUCACUGCCCCAUCCCCACCAACCUCCCCAUCCCGCUCCUACAGGGGAUCAAAAGCUGGUCUGGAUGCUGGGGAUGAGUACCAGCCUGCUUCCUCCAAGAAGGGCAGCAAUGUACAUUCAAUAUUUUGCCCAGCCACUUCUUCCUUAUUUGAAGCAAGACCUCCACCAGCACCCAGCAAACCCACAGUGGAAGUCACCAAACAGCCUGAAGCUUCACCACCUUCCCAAAAGAGCAGUCUGCUACUCCAGCAGCCUGUAGACCGAACCAGAAAGCUGUCUCUGAGCGCUGCCAAUCCUCAGCCGUUUGUGAGGAGAAGCUUCUCUGACCGCAGACCAGGGGUUCGGUUUUAUCUUCCAGCUCCCGUAACAGCUGGCAGUGAACCUGCUCUUAACCAAGCAAGUGUGGAGGAGAGCCCUGGAAAAGCAGGUGACUGUUGGAGCAACCCUUGUGCCCCUGAAAUCAAGGAGUCCAACAGAUCCGCUUCCCACCCUGAGCUCUACAUUGUGGGCCAGGGGCUGCAGAGGGACUGACAGCAGAAAUGUUUGGGCAGACAGAGGCACAAGCAGAGGAAACAGCUUUACCCAAGCCUCCAAAACACAAUUUAUUCACAAGGAAGCAUUGCAUCUAAAAACACAAACUGCUACCAACAGUCUGAGGAAAUAUCAGUAGCCAGCUGCUUCUCCUUUUGAUUGUGUUUUAGGGUUUAAUUCAAAGUUUUACAAUUAGCAACAGAAAUACUUUCCAGUUCUGCAAGUCUGAGGCAAAUUGAUUCCACGAAGGCAGGACCUGAAGCCAAGUCCUUUGUUUCACCGUUUAGCUAAAGGAGUUUAAAAACUUUCAGAAAUGAUCAUGAUUUGACAUGUCAUUUAUUCAGGAGGCAUCACAGCUUUGGUUGUGUAAAAAAGUGACUGAUGUGACCUUUCCCUGGGUAAAAUCCUGGACCAAUUGUAUUCUAUUGCAAAAAUACAAAGAAAGCAAAACCACAACUUCACACUAGGUAUUUAUGAGUAUGGAGGGAAAGAAAAAGGUCAAAUACAAGUUAAAACAAAAAAUAACCCUUUUUUUAAAAGGAAUAAAGGAAUCAAAUUACGGAUAUUAUUACCUCAAAAAGGCUUUGAUCUUCUAAAACACCUUUGAUUAUCAUGUAAUCUCAUCAUCUCUGGUUCCAAAGAUACAAGGCUUAAUCCUGAUUAGAGUAGUUUUGUAAGAGCCCAAUCAAACAGCAUUAUAAAUCCAGAGGCAGCUAAGGACAUGUUGAGAGAGAGAGAGAGAAACCUCUCCUCUAGCACAGAGAAUCCUGUUUUCCCAGGAAGACAUUUAUGUUCUUUCUGAUUUAUGCAGUUUGAAGGGAUUUAUUGUAAUUUCUAGACAGAUUCUUGCUAAUGAAAACACAAGGUACUGAAAAUUGGUUAAUCUUAGGCUGUUACAGCACUCAUUAAAAUAGUUUCAGAAUUUACUGAAUCUUGCUCACAGAACUAGUUUAUCAUCAGAAUUAAGAUGCAAUUUUUUAAUUAAUUUAAUUUGAUGUGUUUUCAUAUGCAACUUUAGUAUAGAACAAGAUGCAGAAAAUGAGCUAUUUCUAGUUGUGUUCUGAUGGGAAUAGUUAUAGUUUUUUCCCACAGUUUUCAUGAUGACAGCGCUUCAUCUUCACACAGAAUUUUUAACCCUUCCUGCCCAUGAUCGGGGAACUGAGGCUUGCCUUAUGCUGUACAAGGGACCCCUUUGGAUACUGAACUCCUGAGUUUUAUUGUAUUGCCUUAAUCACAACCAUCCUUCUUCAAUAAGCUCAGUGCCAUUUUAUGCCACACACACACAAGAAAAUCUUAAUUAUGGUAUUUACAGUGAGGUAUUGAAUAUAAAGAAGUAAAUUGCAGCAGAUAGAUGCUUUGGAUCUCUGAGGGUUGCAAGCUUGAGGUGACAAAGUAGCCAUACCCAUAGCAUACAGAUAGAUUUCAACAGAUCCACCUUGUAAUCACGAAGACAGAUGCGCCAUCACCUGUUAAAUUGGGAAAUCACCAAGAGAUAUGGCAAAGAUCAUCAGCAGGGCAAAGUGCAAGCCAGUCUUCCCACUCAUCAGAAAUGGAGUCCUAUCCAAUCUGCAUUAAAAAUACAAAUUCAUUUUGUAUGCAUUUUUUGGGUUUUUCUGUUGUGCUGGCAGUAACCACUCAGAAUAGCAAUAAACAAGAAACACGACAACAGAAAAACAGCACUUUGCAUGCCUAAAUAUAGCUUUGAAGAUGAAAAUACAAGAGUGGGAGGACAGCUUCUCUUCAGUUAGUACAAUCGUUUUCUCUCUUUAUGAGUAAAUGGUGAAAUUUCUCAGCAUCUAUGAUGGACGGUAACUGAGAAGUAUUUACACCCCCCAAGCACCAAAUUCUUCUGUGGUGUAAGAGCUACAUCAGCACACAGAAAAACACUUCGGCAAUCAAGCUGGAAACUUGCUCACAUGUGCUGGCUGGACAUGAAGUCAGCCAAAGCAACUUUCCCUGAAAAACAGGCUCCCCUGAAGACGCCUCACAUCAGCCAGCAUCCUCGUACAGCAUCUCUCCCAGCUUUGACUAAGGGCUAUGUCAUCAGGACACUCAUCACAAAAUCAAUCACCUAAUCCCACCUAAACACUGCAGCUGCUGAAGAAUUCUAAUGCUACCCUAAGGAUGUUGCAGCAAACUUAGCAUUAUAUUCAAGAAACAGAGCUUCCUUCAGUAGUAAUCUACAAGAAUGCAUCACAAACUCAUGACUACAUGUAGCUAAGAGAUUCUCUUCAGUACAGUUAACGUACAGGACUCUUGCAAAAUUCUUCAAUUUGAGUUGCAAGCAUGCGGUUAAGAGCAACUAAUGUAGGAAAUCACAGUUUAGCUGGUCACUUUGAAAUUAUUUUUUUCUAAAGUUUUUUUUGGACAUUUCCAUUUUUCAUUAAUCCAAAAUUUCUGAAAUAUGGUUGUUUUUAAGAUCAUACUCAACUUCAAGAAUUAUUUUUCACUGAUGUAAAUAAAUCGGAGUUUUU